UUACUCGCGAUAAUGUGACGCUUUACACGCGGAAACUGUUUACGUUGGUAGCGGCGGCUCAUGUUUUAACCACUAUCAAAAACAACGUUUUUGUAGUUUAUUCUUGUUUUGCAGAAGAUCGAAAUGGGGAAAGCUGAUUUUCUCUCACCCAAGGCGAUUAGCAACCGGAUAAAAUCCAAAGGUCUUCAGAAACUGAGGUGGUAUUGUCAGAUGUGUCAAAAACAAUGCCGAGACGAGAAUGGCUUCAAGUGUCACUGCAUGUCUGAGUCCCACCAGAGACAGCUGUUGCUGGCCUCAGAAAACCCCAACAAGUUCAUGGACUACUUUUCUGAUGAGUUCAAAAGCGACUUUUUGGAGCUGCUCAGAAGGCGUUUUGGCACAAAACGAGUGCACAACAACAUUGUAUAUAAUGAAUACAUCAGUGACCGGGAACACGUCCACAUGAACUCCACACAAUGGGAGACUCUCACUGAUUUCACCAAAUGGCUGGGCAGAGAAGGUUUGUGUAAAGUCGACGAGACCCCGAAAGGUUGGUACAUCCAGUACAUUGAUCGCGAUCCAGAGACCAUCCGUCGCCAGGAGGAGCAGGCCAGAAAGAAGAAGCAGGAGCUGGAUGAUGAAGAGAGGAGCGCCAAGUUCAUUGAGGAGCAGGUCCGCAGAGGCAGAGACAGCAAAGAGACAGAAGAAAAUCCAGUGUACACCGAACUCAAGCGUGAGAGUGAAGAGGAAAAAGUUGCUUUUAAACUUGGUGCAACGUCCUCGGUUGCUGGUCCUUCCAAAUCCAGUUCCCUUCUGGGUGCCAGCGCUCUCAAAGCAACAUCGACCAAGAGAAAAGAAGCGUCCUCCGGUUCAGACUCCAGAGGGGAGAAGAAGAAGAAAUCUGCCUUGGAGGAGAUCAUUGAGAUGGAAGACAAGAAGAAGCAGUCGGUCAGAACAGACUACUGGCUGCAGCCCAACAUCGUGGUCAAAGUCGUUACCAAGAGACUGGGAGAGCGGUACCAUAAGAAGAAGGCUGUUGUUAUGGAAGUACGAGACAAAUACACAGCGGUGGUGAAGAUGGUUGACUCUGGAGACAAACUGAAACUGGACCAGAAUCACGUAGAGACCGUCAUACCUGCCCCGGGUAAACAAAACGUUUUGAUUGUGAUAACAUCAACAUCAAUACAUCAAAAUAAUGAAUCUCUUUUUUCCACAGCUGUAUUUUUUUUAACUUCAUCACAUUUUGCCAAUUUUCCUGCAGGUAAACGUGUUUUGAUCCUGAACGGUUCGUACAGAGAUACUGAGGCUGUGCUGGAGGGGAUUGAUGAGAAGAAUUUCUGUGCCGCACUAACGCUUGACUCUGUAAGUAUUCAUUUAUUUGUUAGAAAAACUGAUUGUCUCUUUGUCAGGACAGUUCAAAUGUGGUUUCUGGUUUGAUUAGAAGUCAUGCUUUGGCCUCGUCUCACCCUCAGGGUCCACAUAAAGGGAAGCGCGUCGAUGUUGCCUAUGAAGAUUUCGCAAAACUGGCCUGAAGCAGGAACCCUCCAGUUUUAAUCCAGCCAGCUGUGAGGGACUCUACUGUGUCAGAGUGGCUUUACCACGAUUCAUCUGUACAUACAAAGCGUUCACAAAGACAAUUAGGAGCGACGUCUCCGAUUUUGUUUUAUUAACGGUCAACCUAAUGUUGCUGAUGUAAAUUCUGUCCAAAUAAAUGUUACAAAAGUGA
This is a messenger RNA of Betta splendens (Siamese fighting fish), 1705 nucleotides long. It is a transcript of the gene kin, whose product is annotated as Kin17 DNA and RNA binding protein. The transcript has 10 exons. Gene Ontology annotation, biological process: DNA replication; DNA damage response. The record is from RefSeq and is a predicted model, not a curated record. Lineage: Eukaryota; Metazoa; Chordata; Actinopteri; Anabantiformes; Osphronemidae. Gene Ontology annotation, molecular function: double-stranded DNA binding. Bases 124 to 1416 code for a protein of 430 amino acids. Gene Ontology annotation, cellular component: nucleus.